Molecule: messenger RNA, 5403 nt
Organism: Anolis sagrei ordinatus
Lineage: Eukaryota; Metazoa; Chordata; Lepidosauria; Squamata; Anolidae
Product: protocadherin alpha-C2-like
Biological process (GO): homophilic cell-cell adhesion
Cellular component (GO): plasma membrane
Molecular function (GO): calcium ion binding
Source: RefSeq, a predicted model, not a curated record
UUGGAAGAGAGAGGAAGAGGAAGAGCCGAGUUGGGGCAGAGACUCUAAGGGAGUGCCUCCAAGCCCGGCCCUCCCCUUUGGCCCCUUGCUUCGCCUGCUGCCCUUGGCGGCCGGCCCAGAAGUCGCUGUCCCCAUCCCAGGUGCUGAAACGGAGCCAACCCCUCCCAAGCAGGAGCAGCCGCGUCAGCCGCCGGGGAAGGAAGGGCCAAGAGGAGGAGGAAGAGGAGGAAGAGAGAGGGAUGAGAGGCGCCUCGGCCUCGCAGCCCGCUCGCAUGGUCUCCCGCCUGCCUCCAUGACGCCGCCGGGCCCCCGAGCGCAGGGCCCCCCAGUGCAGGGACCCCGGCUCUUCCUGCUGCUCUUGUGGUUGCCUCUGCUCUCGGGGCAACUGCGCUACGCGGUGGAGGAGGAGCGUCCCCGGGGCGCGGUGGUGGGCGACGUAGCGGCGGACCUAGGCCUGGAGCCGGGGCUUUUGGCCUCCCGCGGGGCGCGGCUGACCUCGGGCAGCGGCCGGCGCUUCCUAGCUUUGGAUGUGUCCCGCGGGCUGCUGGUGGUGGCGGAGCGGCUAGAUCGGGAGGCGCUGUGCGAGUCUUCCUCGCCUUCUGUGCCUUGCCUGCUGGGCCUGGAGCUGGUGCUGGAGCGCCCCGUGGAGGUCCACGCGCUGGAGGUGGAGCUGCGCGACCUCAACGACCACGCGCCCCGCUUCCCGCGGCCUGAGUACCACCUGGAAGUCAGUGAGUCAGCCCUGCCGGGGGCCCGCUUCCCCAUCGAGGGCGCGCGCGACCCGGACCUCGGGGAGAACACCGUCCGCGGGUACCGCCUCCGCCCAAGUCAGCCCUUUGGCUUAGACCUACGCGACUUUGAGCAGCGAGGAAGCAGCAGCAGUAGCAGUUCACUCCUGGAGCUGGUGCUGCUCCAACCUCUGGACCGUGAGCAGGCCUCCCAGCUGCGUCUGGAGCUCACUGCCUUCGACGGGGGGCACCCACCUCGCUCAGCAGUAGCCCAGAUCUUGGUGCGGGUUUUGGACACCAACGACAACGCUCCCACCUUUGAGCGGGGCACCUACACAGCCACGCUUCUUGAGAACGCUGCCCCCGGGACGUUGGUGGCACGGGUCAACGCUUCCGACGCCGACGAAGGCGCCAAUGGGGAGGUGGAGUACUCCUUCAGUGGAUACACUCCACCAGAAGUGCGGCGCCUCUUCAGUGUGGACCCGGUCUCCGGAGAGGUGACCGUCAACGGCACCUUGGACUACGAAGAAGCCGCCUCCUACGAGAUCUAUGUCCAAGCCACCGAUCGGGGUCCCGUGCCUAUGGCGGGGCACUGCAAAGUCCUGGUGACGGUCUUGGAUGCCAAUGACAAUGCCCCUGAGGUGGCGCUGACGUCUUUGUACAGCCCCGUCCCGGAGGAUGCCCCACCGGGCACCGUGGUGGCCUUGAUGAGCGUCACAGAUAGGGACUCUGGCCCCAAUGGGCAAGUCACCUUGAGCAUCCCAUCAGACCUCCCUUUCAGGCUGAACGCCUUCAAAAACUCCUACACUUUGGUCACGCAGGAGCUUCUCGACCGGGAGAGGACCUCAAGCUACAACAUUACAAUUACUGCCACCGAUGCAGGGGUUCCGCCUCUAUCUUCCCACAGAGUUGUCCAAGUGGACAUCUCUGAUCUCAAUGACAACCCACCACGGUUUGAGGAACCUACUUACUCUGUUUAUGUCCCUGAGAACAAUGCUCCAGGAGUUGCUCUGUGCACUGCCAAGGCCGUGGACCCCGAUGCAAAUGAAAAUGCCCACAUUUCCUACUCCCUGCUGAAUGGAGAGAUCCAAGGACUCCCUGUCGUUGCCUUCGUCUCCAUUAAAUCUGAUACUGGUGACCUUUACGCCGUGGGUUCCUUUGAUUAUGAAAAGCUGAGGGAAUUUCAAGUUGUCGUCCAGGCCCAAGACUCAGGGGUGCCACCUCUCAGUAGCACAGCCACUGUGCACAUCUAUGUGGUGGACCAGAAUGACCAUGCACCACAGAUUCUGUAUCCUACCUCAGGCAAUGCCUCCAUUGCAGUGGAGAUGAUUCCUCGCUCGGCCCACGCCGGAUACUUGGUCACCAAAAUCAUCGCCAUUGAUGCAGACUCUGGGCAGAAUGCUUGGCUGUUCUUCCACUUGGCCCAGGCCUCAGCUCCAGGCUUCUUUAGCGUGGAAGUUCACAGCGGGGAAGUUAGAACUACCCGAAAACUAGGUGAGGACAGUGCAGCCACCUUCAACCUUACCAUCGGAGUGAGGGACAAUGGAGAGCCAGCCCUGUCUUCCUCUGUGUCCAUAUACAUUGCUGUUGUAGACCGGAUCUCUCAAAUAAUCCCUAACACUAGGAGGCACAUAAGAAGUUCCAGAAGUUACUCGGAGAUCACUCUUUAUCUGAUUGUUGCUCUGAGCUCAGUUUCAUUUAUAUUUCUCCUGACAGUUGUUGUCCUUGCUGUGAUAAAGUGCCACAAAGACAGUCUGCAUGGCAAGACCUAUUGUGGGGGUUUCUGUGGGACUCGCCGAGAAAGGUACCCGGUUGAAAUGUACAAACAAGCCAAUGACCAUCUUGAUGCCACAUUGCCGACUGGUUUGAACAUUCAGCCUCAUUUUGUUGAAGUACGGGGCAAUGGGUCUCUUUCCAAGACUUACUGCUAUAAAGCCUGCUUGACUGCAGGUUCAGGUAGUGACUCUUUCAUGUUUUACAAUACGGGGAUCCCGACAGGAAUCCACCCAGGGGCUGUGCUGCCUGACAGACAUCUGACCGGACAGAGUGGACAGAGCUCCCAAAAUCUGAUUGUAUUUAAGAGUGAGCCUAUCACUCCAAAUGAGCCAAAACCACCCAAUCCUGACUGGCGUUAUUCUGCAUCUUUAAGAGCUGGCAUGCAAGGUGCUGUACACAUGGAUGAGGCAGGAGCCUUACGCGUAGGACCAGGACCUGAACAGCAGUGGCCAACAGUGUCCAGUGCGACAACAGAACCCGAAGCCGGUGAGGUGUCCCCUCCAGUUGGAGCUGGAGUGAACAGCAACAGCUGGACCUUUAAAUAUGGACCUGGCAACUCCAAACAGCCUGGUCCCGGUGAGUUGCCAGACAAAUUCAUUAUCCCAGGAUCUCCGGCAAUCAUCUCCAUCCGCCAGGACCCACCAAACAGCCAAACUGACAAAAGUGACUUCAUAACCUUUGGCAAGAAGGAGGAGACCAAGAAAAAGAAGAAGAAGAAGAAGGGAAACAAGGCUCAGGAGAAAAAAGAAAAGGGCAACAGCACCACUGACAACAGUGACCAGUGAGGGGUUUAUACUGAACAAUCUACUUAGCCAAUUUUUGUAAUCUUGGAAGAUUUCUCCUAUGUAGCAACUCCCAACUUCUUCCUACUGUUAACCAGUUCCCUGUAUGUGCAAGACUUCAAAAAUCUGCAGGGAAUUCACAAUGUCUGUCUAGAUUGCUUAACAGGUUUUGUCUUGAAAGCUUUAUUAAGCCUGGUGUUAACUCUUUUUCUCCACUCUGGCUUGUUUUCAGAAUCUAAAAAGCAGACACAAGUUUCUUUUCUCCUACGCUGAAAAGGAGACUCUUCACAAUACAGCCAGUGCGAGGUUGGACUCUUUGCAUUGUGGUUCCUGUGAUCCUGUUCUGAUGACACUUAUGGGGUGGGGGUGGGCAGCUUAACUUUUUUGGUAUUGUGCACCCUGUACCUGAUCGGAAACUCUUGUGUGCUGAUUUAAUGGCUAGAUGAUGCGAGAUCAGAUUAAUACGAUGCAAGAAGAGUUUUUGUAAAACACAAACAAAGUUUCCUGGAAAUUAAUGUGCAAUGCUGUAUGGCCUGGGCAACUAUCUUAAAAAUUGCAAUUCGAUUUUUUUCAUAAUCCGUAAAAUCUAGUGUGUAGUACGCUGGAGCUUUUAUAUAUUUUAUAUACACACUCCAGCAAAAUAAUAAUACUAAUAGAAAGACUCACUCAGAUGACUUUUAUGAGAUACUAUGAAGUAUAUCUUCUUCAAGCCAUUGGCCAUAUUGCCACAGUAAGGCCUUUGUUCUCCUAGCAAGGAUGUCCCUCAGGGAACGUCUGCAUGGCAGCCUCCCACGCUCUUGACUCAGUGCUGGAGGGUGAGAAAUUAUCUCUCUCACACACACGUAUAUCUAUCAAAAAGGAACUUUGCAGGAGUGGGGAUUAUUCCCUUGCUCACGUCUUGUAUUCAGCUGUGUAGACAGAACUGGUCAUGCAACCCAGACCUUGGCAUGCAUGCACUGCAGGGAGUUGGAUCUCCAUCCAAGGCACAUCCAGUGCCUUGUGAAACCACUGUGCAGACAUGCCCUCAGAGUUAAACAAGGGAAAGAAGGGCUGACAUCUCAGGAAUGUAACAGACUGUGAUGUUUCCUUUAUGUCCUUGUUUCCACUCUAUUUAACAUUCUUUUGCACAUAAUGUCUCUGAAAAGGUCAGAGUAUUUUCCAUAAAACAUAUGCAAAAGUAAGGACAAAAAAAGAAGAAGAAAGAAAGAAAACAAAGACGCCUGAUCUAUGCUACUUGUGAUUUGAUAUCUUUAUUUAUAAAGGGAAUAUAGCUGUAAAUCAAAAAAAGAAAAGAAAAGAAAUAUGGUCUCCUUUAACCCAAACUGAAGUCAAUUUACAGCCAUUAGAAAAUAUAACUGCUGCUAUUGAAGUGCUUUAGAAAAAAUGCCUGAAACAUCUGUAUUAUAUCUGCCAAUCACAGCUUUAUUCUGUCAGGUCACUGGUUUGGGGGAGGGGGGUCUGCCUCUUGCAUGCAUUAAGAAAUACAAGAUUUUCUCUUUCUCUUUUUGCAUUACUUAUUCUGCACUUUGAGUACACAACAUUUGUAAACCAAUUUUCAUCCGAGGAAGCUGAACGCGAACCCUUUCUCACACAAGCAGAUCGACUAACCUGCUAGCUCUGUGCAGUGUCUUGGUGUUAUUAUCUCCCACAUGACCUCCUUGGGUUUUAGUUUGACUUACCUAUGAGUUUAUAAAUUUAUAACCCUACGACUAUCACUUAUUAUGUAAAACUCAAGUACUGUAUGUAUGCUAUAUGCUCUUAUAAGUAUCCUGAAAUAUUUAUGCUGUGCUUGUGUAUGUGAAUGUCAAUGGAACUAUUACCUAGCGUGGACAUUAAGCUUUACUGUUGAAUGUAAAUCCAUUAUUAUUCAUUUUUUGUACGCUUGUGAACAAGUGGAGUAGUGUUAAUAUUUUUAAGCACUGUUAGUUACCAGUUUUUUUGUGUAUGAAUUGAAACACAAGUAAAAUAUCUUUCUUAAAUCAAUACAUCAGUAAACCAUAGGGUUUUAUUUCAGCGGUGGGAGGGUUAUAAAGUCCCUCUUAUAAAGGCAUAGCUGACAUAUGGAACUGUAUAAAAGCCAACCUAUUGUGUGCAUUAAAUUUCACAUAGUGUUUAAA